Girardinichthys multiradiatus is the source of this 4189-nucleotide messenger RNA. It is a transcript of the gene irx2a, whose product is annotated as iroquois homeobox 2a. Gene Ontology annotation, cellular component: nucleus. Gene Ontology annotation, molecular function: RNA polymerase II cis-regulatory region sequence-specific DNA binding; DNA-binding transcription factor activity, RNA polymerase II-specific. Bases 351 to 1850 code for a protein of 499 amino acids. Lineage: Eukaryota; Metazoa; Chordata; Actinopteri; Cyprinodontiformes; Goodeidae. The transcript has 3 exons. Gene Ontology annotation, biological process: neuron differentiation; cell development; regulation of transcription by RNA polymerase II. The record is from RefSeq and is a predicted model, not a curated record.
AGCUCCAGUUUCCCCCCCAAUGCUCUGUGUGUGUCUGAAACUCAACUGGCUCCUUCCCUCCUCACUACAUAGCGCCGCGCACUAAAAACAUCGGACGCUAGGGGAUCAAGACGCAUGCCACAUUACCUCUAUGUGGGCACUUUAACAGAUCUUUCGGGGGCUUUUUCCCAGUAAGGGGGCUGUGGAGGGAGGCCUUUUUUUACUUUCACUGUUUGAUGACUGUAUGCACGGCUGAUUAUUGAGUUGAUUGUUUAUAUUUCAACCGCUGUUUUCCGCCGCCUUGUGCGCGUCUUUCUUUUUCCACUACUGCUUUUUUUGGGGGGAAUCAGCGAACUCUGCUCCGCUCACCAAUGUCCUAUCCUCAGGGUUAUCUCUACCAGCCCCCAGGCUCUCUGGCUCUUUAUUCGUGUCCGGCUUACGGGGCCUCUGCGCUGGCUGCUCCGCGGAAUGAGGACUUGGCGAGGUCGUCCUCCGGCUCAGCCUUCAGCCCCUAUCCCGGCUCGGCUGCUUUCUCUGCUUCGGCUGGUGCGGGCUUCUCAAGUCCGCUGUCAUACUCCACGGAUCCUGCGACGGGAUUCCCCUCCUACAUGUCUUCUCCUUAUGACGCGCACACGACGGGGAUGGCCGGAGCGCUGAGCUACCAUCCGUACGGGAGUCCAGGAUACCCCUACCAGCUCAACGACCCGGCUUACCGCAAAAACGCCACCAGGGACGCCACGGCCACCUUGAAGGCCUGGCUGCAGGAGCACAGGAAGAACCCGUACCCGACGAAAGGGGAGAAGAUCAUGCUGGCCAUCAUCACUAAGAUGACCCUGACGCAGGUCUCCACCUGGUUCGCGAACGCCAGGAGGAGGCUCAAAAAGGAGAACAAGAUGACCUGGGCGCCCCGCAGCAAGAGCGAGGACGAGGACGAGGAGGACGGAGACGGGGAGAGGAAGGAGGCGGAGCACUCUGACAAAACCCUGGAUAACAGCGAGGCUUCUGCGGAGGACGAAGGCAUCAGCUUGCACGUCGACACCCUGACGGACCACUCGUGUUCUGCCGAGUCUGACGGGGAAAAGGUCGGCUGCGUGUCCGAGGUAAACUCCGACCAAACAGCGGAUAAGUGCGCCGAAGACGGCGUGGACCGGAGCCACGACCGCCGCGAGCAGCUCUCGCCCAAACCAGUCACGUCCUCGCCUCUGAUGGGUGUGGAAGCUCCGGUGCUAACCCAUCACCAUCAUCAGCACCACCACCACCAUCUCCAUCAUCUCCACCACCUUCAACGGGAAGAUUUGGCCAGGAGUCUCAUAAACAGCAACGCUAGUAAAUUGUCUUCGUGUCUGGACAGCAGGCCUAAUUCAUCCGGGGCGCCUCAGAAUCUUGCGGCCAAGCCCAAACUGUGGUCUCUGGCCGAAAUUGCUACCUCGGACCAAAAGCAGCAUCAGCUACAGGGGCAACCGAACUGCACCUCCUCCAGCGGCGGAGUUCUCACUCCCCCGACCACUUCACCGACUGCCACUUCCCCCUCCCUUUACCCGGCCCCCUCCAUCCUUGGAAGGCCUAUUUAUUACACCUCUCCCUUUUAUAGCAAUUACACAAACUACGGCAACUUUAGCCCCCUGCAGGGUCAAGGGAUCCUGCGGUACACUAACUCCUCCGGAGUGAGUCUGGCAGCUGCCGCGGCCGCGGCCGCUGCCGCCGCGGCUGCGAGCGAGAGUCUGGGUUCCUCUCACCGGGCUGCGGAGGCUGGCGCGGAACCUAAACUUAGGCCAGACUCCCCCCUCGUUAAAAAUAACCCACACCAGAUUGUUGCAGUCGAGCAGCAACAUUUCAGAGCGACAAAUACAGAAGCAAAGAAAGGUACGUAAUGAGGGGAACUGUAACUGAAAUAAAAACCUAAAGAUCUUUUUUUAUAUCUUUUAGAAUUGUAUUUCACAUCAGCAGUAGAUGAAGAUUGCGCCACCGGUUAAAAUGUUUUAAAUGCAAACCAACCAACUUUUGAUCACUUUUUUGUGUCAUCGCUUUCACAUGGUGGGGGCACUCUGCCUUGCAACAAAUACAUCGAUCAGUUGUAAGAGUGAAUCUGGAAUAAGCGACAUUUAACAACAUUAAUAUAUCUGUAUUUCUUUAUAGAGACUGGUUAUAUCAAGAGAAAGUAAAAAUUACAAAACCUUUUUAAGAAAAAAAUAUUCAUAAGCACUCAUGAAUGUCCAGUGCAUUGCAUUUACAAUUUUAAUCUUUAAAAAUAUAGAUAUCUUUUUCUUAUAAGAACAAGACGACAUUGUUGCCUUCAAAAUCGGUAGAAACAGAAAAUUAACAUGCACAAAUCAUACAUGUACAUUAGUGAAGGACAGAUCUCAAAAUAGGCCAACCACUCUCACACAGGAACAUUUUAAAUCCAUUAAGCAGAAAAUGUUGCCAUAGUUUUGAGCAGGAAAUCUAUUUUAUUGUUGUCUUUGUGCGUAAUGAGAGAGGGUGACUGAGAGUGAGUGUGUGUGGGCACAGUGGGCUUCAAACCUUAUCUUUCAGCUUAGGAUAAUUAUAAUUACACAGGGUCAACCAAAUGCAAACAAAUUAGCUCACUGCUCAGUCUUGGUGCAACUUCACAACUUCAAAUGUCACACACAUAAAAAAAAAAACAAAAAACUGUUAGUUAACCCAAUAAAAAUGGUGUAACAGGAUUAAUUUUUGUUUGGGUUGACUUUGUAAUGUGUUUAUGAGUAUGCUUCAAUAUCAUUAAAAACAGAAAUUUCCAACAGCUAAAACAUAAAGAAAUAAAUACAUACUCAAAUGCAUUUUUAAUUAGUUAUUAAAAUUUGUUCAUCUGGUGUGUCUUCCCAUUAAUUAAACAAGACAGAAAAUAUUAAACUUUUAAAAUCUAUUCUAACACAAUGGAAUGUAAGCCUUCUCCCUGACAAACACAGAUGAGGCGUGCUGUUCAUUGGCAAGGACUACCUCAGGGUAAGGAAUCUCAGCUUGCUAGCAAGUUCAACUUUAGCAUUAGUGCUGUUCCUAAACUAGUUAAAACUGGAUGCAAACUCAAACUCUUUAAACGUUCUAAACCACAAGCCUUGCGACAGUUAUGAAAAUAUCAGCUUUUAUAAAUCCCAUGCAAACCAUUCUCUGCCAGAAGCAACAAAUGAGAAUAGCUAAUAGUUUCGUUGAAGUCAAAUAAGAUAUUUUGGAAGGAUUUCUUACCCAAAUAAAGUAGUGAAAACAUUAUAUUUACACAAUAAUAUGGCUGCUUAAAUUUGAACUUUCAAUGGCUAAUGUAUAAUUUCCUCCAAAAUUCACUUUUAUAGUGUAGAUGGUUGUGGUGGUUGCUUACCUUUCACAUGUACUGCUGCUACAGUCAUUUUUUUAUUAGUGUAGCAGUUACAAUAAGCACUUGCAAUUUUAUUUUGUUUGAUUUUUCUUACUGACGCAGUCUGACACGUUUUCCUAGGACAUAAUGCGGGAUUCUGUUUUUUAAUAUAUUUUUCCAUACUCUGCAGGUAGGUGUCACAAUUGCUCAGAGUAUAAAACAUGGAAAAAAGGCUCCAACCUUCUUAGUCUCACGCUUUAACCUUCAUAACCUUUUACUCCAAACCUGAUCUAGUGCCACCAUAUUUUCUUGGAAAUGAAAGCUGCUGCUGCUAAGCCCCUCACAGACUUAGAUCUUCAGUCUGGCGCAUUACAUUGCAUUGUAAGAUUUCCUUAUCAUUAUUCAUCAUCUCCAAUUAUAUGUGAUUAACAUGUUAUUUCUCAGGUUCCUCUUGUUUGCUUAUUUGCCACGAUAUAUUAUGUUUUGUUGUACAUCUGUGUGUGAAAAAAAAACAAAAACCUAUGGCCUAGAAAAUGUACUUGGAGCAGAAAGGGAGGAGGAUUCUUAGGACGCUGAGCUGAUCUGAAGUGAACUUUAAAGGACCUCAGAGUGGAGUAGCCUACAUUUGAUAUUUAUUUUUUUAAACAACAGCGGAACGAUGCCUAUAAUUUAUGCAAGUUGUAUUGCAGAAAUGGAAAACUGACAUCUUCUGUUUGUUUUGUAAAUAUAAAUAUGAAUAUAUAUAUAUAUAUUAUUGGCUGUUUUUCUUUGGGGGAAAAACAAAAUCUUGUUAUCAGGAGUACUUUUACUAAUUUAUACAACUGUACAUAUAAUAAAAAGGUGGGGUGUUAUAUCUAUUAUUCGGAAUGAGAAAAUAUUAAACUCCUUUUCCCAACUAUAAAA